Messenger RNA from Penaeus indicus, 2046 nucleotides. It is a transcript of the gene Ip6k, whose product is annotated as inositol hexakisphosphate kinase 1-like. The transcript has 4 exons. Lineage: Eukaryota; Metazoa; Arthropoda; Malacostraca; Decapoda; Penaeidae. Gene Ontology annotation, molecular function: inositol hexakisphosphate kinase activity. Bases 195 to 1517 code for a protein of 440 amino acids. Gene Ontology annotation, biological process: inositol phosphate biosynthetic process; phosphatidylinositol phosphate biosynthetic process. Gene Ontology annotation, cellular component: cytoplasm; nucleus. The record is from RefSeq and is a predicted model, not a curated record.
GAUUUCUCAUUUGAGUAAUCUAAAAUGAACUGAUUGUUUAGGUGCUAAAUAAUCUCUCUCUACAGUAGUUCUAAAGAUAUGUAUGUAAGGGCUAAUGUCAAUUCCUAAUUACCAUCAGUAUUUUGCUCUCCAUCCUAACCAUUUUUCCUUUGCAGCUAGAGCCACUUGUGCACCAAGUUGGAGGUCAUUCAUCCAUGUUUGUGUUGGAUGACACAACUUUAUGCAAACCACUGAUUGGGAGAGAAUACAGAUUUUACCGCACCCUUCCCCCGGAAGUAAAGAAGUACACCCCACAGUUUCACGGUACAUUGCAAGUGGUCCUUCAAGAAGCAGGGGAUGGUUUGUCUCUGGCUGCGCUACCCAAUGAACAAAUGCCUUCAGCGAGAAGUAACCAAGCGGCGCUGAAGCAAGGAUGUCUCAGGCGCAUUAGUUCCAGUAGUGUUGAACUAGAAAGUGAUGAAGAGGAUGAGCACCCAGUCACCCCACCAACGUCACCCAACAGUGCCUGCAGUGCAGCCACGAACACCAGAACCUCAGCAGAUGAAAAUAUAUCAUCUCUUACUCAUCCAGACACACACAAUCCUUGGCUACAGCAAUGCCACCAGACAACACUGCACAAACUGAAACAAAAGUCUGAUUCUUCUAAUGUUGUAGAAUGUAUAAUGCUGGAGAACCUCACCUUCAAGUUCAGAUAUCCAUGUGUUCUUGAUCUGAAGAUGGGGACAAGACAAUACGGGGAUGACGCUCCGGAAAGCAAACGCAAAAGUCAAACUGCCAAAGCGGCUAACACAACCACAAUCACGUUAGGAGUCAGAUUGGUAGGAAUGCAGGUAUACAACAAGGAAGAAAAUUGUUAUGUAUGCAAGAACAAGUAUUAUGGGCGCCAGCUUUCAGAAGAUGGCUUCAAACAGACUUUAUGGCAAUUUCUACAUAAUGGUCGAAGACUUCGUUUAGAUAUAUUGGAAAUUAUUAUUAGCAAGUUAGAAGAAUUACAUACUAUUAUAUCUAAACUUGACUCAGUUCGUUUCUUUACUUCUUCGUUAUUAAUCCUUUAUGAUGGAAACGACCCUUGUCAUUUAAAGCCCCAUCAGCGUGAAAGUGAAAGAGAGAAGGAUAACAAAACUCCAGAUAACGCAAGAGUAAAGACAUGGACGGAGACACGGCAAGAUGACAGCACAACCCACCGCGAAAGUUGGCCGUCCAAGGAGGCCACGGCAUCAUCCCUAAGUGCCAAACACCCAGCAUAUAUGCGAGAAACACUGAUGACUGGGGGUGGGAAGGCGCCAAGAGAACAGAUCAGCAGAAGCGAAGGAGAACCCCCAUACAAGGCAAAAGGCCGGCACAGACACAGGGAGUGCAAACCACGCGUCGACAUCCGUCUCAUAGAUUUUGCUCAUGCUACUCACAAGGGUAUGGGUGAUGCGAAAAAGUACCAUGGCCCAGACGAAGGAAUCAUGUUAGGGCUAGAUAGUCUCGUCAAGAUAUUUCAAGACAUUAGAGAAAAAUUUGAUCAUUGACAUAAAUCUUCAUGGAUCUACUUAUCUUAGGUCUCUCACAGGUGUUCUUGUCUAUGUUAGACAUCAUUACAUCACACUUCAGAUUCAUAACAUCAUGAGUGUAUUGUGUAUGCAAAUGUAGUUAUGACUAUUAUUCCAUGUCAGAAAGAUGUAAAUAGGUUAUCACUGAUUCUGUAUUCCAUUGAAAGAGUAUAGAUUUAGCAGCCAGUGUUUCCUGGCCUGUAAAGUUUAUACUGAGUUUAAUGGUAAAAAAUCUCAUCUUUUGCAAAUGUUUGGCUGUUCAGAAGAGGAACAGUGCUGUGCCAAAUCAUCAUCUGUCCUUGCAUAUGUGUGUGUCGGGAAGGGAUCAGUUGAUAGGCGACGGAAGUCUUAAAAUUAUUCAGCAGGUUUGUUCUAUCGUCUCAUUUUCAUAUCCUAUAGUAAUGGCUUUAAGAAAGUAAAAUAUUCACUGGUUUAUAGGUUUAGUGAAUGAGUCAUUAUUUAUAUUUUAAUUUGGUUGUGCUUUUUUUUUUUUUUUUUUUUUUUUUUU